Molecule: messenger RNA, 2004 nt
Organism: Solanum stenotomum
Lineage: Eukaryota; Viridiplantae; Streptophyta; Magnoliopsida; Solanales; Solanaceae
Product: probable protein phosphatase 2C 38
Exons: 6
Coding region: 552-1706 (384 amino acids)
Biological process (GO): protein dephosphorylation
Molecular function (GO): cation binding; protein serine/threonine phosphatase activity
Source: RefSeq, a predicted model, not a curated record
CCACCCCCUCUCUCUCUCCCUCUUUCUAUCACCCUUUUCCACAUUGUAAAGAAACAAUUUUUUUUUUCUCUUAGUCGCAAGAGAAAAUCCAUUCUUUUUUAUUUUUAUCAAAAUCUGAUUUAAGGGGGGUCUUCCAUUGCCACACCUAAUUGGAAAUCUCUGAUUCAAGAUUAAUGAUGUUUGCAUUGUUUGGUCUCCUUGAGCUGAGGGUCUAUUGAAAACAACGUCUCUAUCCCCACAAAGGCUUUGGGUAAAUAUUCUAUUUAGGUAGCUAAUGCUUUCCGGGUAUGCAGAUUAACUGUAUGCAUUUCUAGAUAUAUGCUCAAGGUCUGGAACUUUUUGCAAGAUUUACGACAUUAGUCUCAAGCUGGGGUGUAGAUUGUGAAACAAUUGGUGUUUGAUUAAUCUUUUGAUUGCUUGAUCAUUUGGGUUGCUUGAUAUAUGCACAAAGUACGGAACUUUGGCAAGAUUUUGGAAUAAUUGUGUUUUGGCAAGUACUUGAUUGCCUGGACCAUUUGGGUGAGUUGAUAAUAGCAGUAUCAUGCAAAGGUAUGGUGACAAGUACAUGGAAAAGGUAUGUAUACCCUUGUUGGAAGCCUACAUUAGAUAAUGAAGGUGAAAAUACCAGCAGUAGAGGAGGAGACCCAGGCGGAAGUGUUGAUGGAUUGUGGUGGUAUAAAGAUUUGGGGCACCAUGUUAAUGGGGAGUUCUCGAUGGCUGUAAUUCAAGCAAAUAAUAUAUUGGAGGAUCAGAGCCAGCUUGAAUCGGGAUCAAUGAGUUUGAUUGAAGCAGGACCUCAGGGCACCUUUGUGGGAAUAUAUGAUGGCCAUGCAGGUGCCGAAGCUGCCCGGUUUAUAAAUGGUCGCCUUUUUGAGAACGUCAAGAAAUUCACCUCAGAGGAUCAAGUAAUGUCAGCCGAUGUUAUAAGCAAGGCAUAUUUGGCAACAGAAGAGGAGUUUCUUUCUCUAGUGAGAAACCAAUGGCAAACUAGACCCCAAAUUGCUUCAGUGGGAUCAUGCUGCUUAGUGGGUAUUAUAUGCAGUGGCAUGUUAUACAUUGCAAAUGCUGGAGAUUCUCGUGCUGUGUUAGGAAAACGGGAGAGGGCUCUGAAAGAGGUCAAAGCAGUUCAAUUAUCUUCUGAACAUAAUGCGAGUUUGGAAUCUGUCCGUGAGGAACUGCGCUCACUGCAUCCUGAUGAUCCAAAUGUGGUAGUUUUAAAGCACAAGGUUUGGCGUGUGAAGGGAAUUAUACAGGUUUCAAGAUCAAUUGGUGAUGCAUAUUUGAAGAGAGCGGAGUUUAACAGAGAGCCUUUGCUCCCUAAGUUUCGAUUUCCUGGAACAUUCCAGAAGCCUAUUCUCCUUGCUGAGCCAUCGAUAUUUGUACAGAAGCUCCUUCCAGAAGAUCAGUUUCUCAUAUUUGCGUCAGAUGGCUUAUGGGAGCAUCUCAGCAAUCAAGAGGCUGUGGACAUUGUCAGCAGUUGUGAACACCAUGGCAUUGCUAGAAAGCUUAUAAAAGCCGCCCUUCAGGAAGCAGCGAAGAAAAGAGAAAUGAGAUAUGCGGAUCUGAAAAGGAUAGAUAGAGGAGUGAGGCGGCAUUUUCAUGACGAUAUUACAGUCAUAGUUUUGUUUCUUGAUUCUCACUUGAUUAGUCGCAGUUCCUUCCGUGCACCUGUGGUUUCCAUAAAAGGAGGCGGAGGAGGUCCUUGAGAUGCCAAUACCUAGAAUAAGUUACCUAUAACCUACCUACGUCUAAUCCCUCGAGUUUAUUAUGAGAAGUUCAGAAAGUGACAGAGAGAAAAAGAAAAAAAGUAUGUAUAACUUUGUUCCUUGGGAUCUCACCAUAAAUGGUAAGUUGAUGAUUAUGCCAUGAACAUUGCUUGGGGCAAAUUUUGUCAAAAUUUUUCACUCAUUGGCAUAUGAAACUUUGAAAGUUAAAGGGCAAGACUGAAAACUAAUUUUGUUUCUGAAGUGAUGUUAAAAGACUCCAUAUUUGAGUGCUCCAAUU